AUGUCGCGGGGCGCACCCGAAACGCCAGAGCGCUCGCGACCCAGCUUGUUUGCUACGCCGAAAACUGCUCCUAAUCGCGUGCCACAUACUCCGGGAUCGCACUUGCCGGUUCUGCGUAAGACUAAUCGCGUGUCUCUAACGCCUCGACCCAGCCUUGCGCGAGUGCUUGGCGAUUCGCAGCAUGAAAAUAUUACGCCGCAACAAAAGUUCACGGAUCGCACAUCCAAAGAAGUGCUUGUACAGCUGGAUAAUCUCCGUCACGAAAAGCACGCGCUCAUAAACGAACGGGAAGAUAUGAAAACGCAAAUUCAUCUCGGCAAGCAACGUGAACUCAAGUUGAAAGCACAAAUUGAUAAGCUCGAAGCACUGAAUUCACGAUACAAAGAUCGAGCUUCUACAUACAGUCGCAUUGAAGCACAGAAAGGCGUGUUAGCUCGAGAGCAAGAUGCUGUAAUCGCCCAACUACAUCGUGCUGAGGAUGAAGCAACACAGUAUGCGCUACAAUGCAUCGAGUUGACGGGCGAGCUUGAUGAUCUCAAGCUCGAGCAGAGCACUUUGUCUGCCAAUAUCCAUAAUAAGGGUGCGAAGCAGAUACAAUGCAUAACACAAAUCGCUGCUGACUGGGCCCAUGAAAGGGAUGCCCACUCUCGAUCCCUACUUGAUGCGACACGUUGUCUUGAAACUCAACGGCGUAUCAUUUCGUCGCAAGAGGUUACGAUUCAGGAGCAAGCAGAUUUUUUGCGCGUCAUGCAGGAGCAUGUGCAUGAAUUGUUGACUGAGAGAGAUGCCCUGACCUGUUUGCUUGAGGAGACCUAUGAACGCAUCGCUGGAUCUGAACAAAAUAACUACCAAGCCACUGAUCAAGAUACCCUGUUUUCUUUCGAGGCCGAAAUGCAUUCUGAUGAGGCAUGUACUAAUGCAUGGAAUCUGUGCCUCGCCGAGUCGGAUGCAUUGUGGCACACGAUCAAGUAUGAAACGCUGGCUGCGCGUUGUGAAUGGCUUGAAAAGACCCUUUCUCAUACUCAAAUUAUGCACACGAAAGUUCUCAGCGCCCUUUCCGCUGAGAGACGCAGUAAAGCGGAAGAAGCAUUGAUGGUGGGCUCAAAUAAGCGCAUCGACCUGCUCGAAUCAGAAAAACAAUCGUUGGUGGCAGAACUACACCAGGUGGCAUGGUACAAAGAUGCAUAUGAUGCGCGCACAAAACAGAACGACAUGCUGAAAUCUUUGCUACAUCUACAAAUGCAAAGCAUGGAACAGGUCAAGAAAGUAAACAAGCAUAUAAAAGAUCACGAUGCCAGCAACGCAUGUGAAAGCCUCACGACCCGCAUUGACCUAUUGUAUCAAGAGAAGAAAAAAAUGGAAGCGCGGCGCGAGUUAUUGGCAACGCAAGCACACGAAUUGGAAAUGUGCAUGUCAAUGCAACGUACAAGUCAUGUACCUGGUAUAGGAAACUCUAGACGGGUUUCGAUAUAA
This is a messenger RNA of Malassezia restricta, 1473 nucleotides long. RefSeq lists its product as uncharacterized. NCBI's taxonomy places the organism in Eukaryota, Fungi, Basidiomycota, Malasseziomycetes, Malasseziales, Malasseziaceae. The coding region runs from base 1 to 1473 and encodes 490 amino acids. The transcript has a single exon. The record is from RefSeq and is a predicted model, not a curated record.